AUGUCAACCACCAAAGAAAAUGAUCCUGAUCGGAAUUAUGAUCGAUUGAAACAACUCAAAGAAUUUGAUGAAUCCAAGAUUGGUGUAAAAGGGUUGGUAGACCGUGGCUUAUCUACGAUACCAAGUUUCUUCGUCCACCCGGACUCCUCCAACCCACCAACUAAUUCGACCCGGAGCCGACAUAAUAUUCCGGUCAUCGACUUCACGUCUCCCAGGGAAAUCCUCGUGCAAAAAAUCCAAGAAUCCGCUUCAUCGUUCGGGUUUUUUCAAAUUAUUAACCACGGAAUCCCAUUAGCGACGAUUAAUCAUUUGCUGAAUUCCGUAACUUCAUUCAACGAGCUUCCAGAGAGCGAGAAAAUGAAAUAUUACAGCCGGGAUAUGGCCCACGGUGCCGCGUUUUCCACAAACUUCGAUCUCUACAUAUCAAAGGCGGCGAGCUGGCGGGACACGCUGCAGCUCCGCCUCGCCCCCACCCCGCCGGACUGGGACCACGUGCCCAGCUCGUGCAAGGAAGCAAUAAUUGAUUGGGACAAGGAAGUCGUAGCCAUAGGGGAGAAGUUAUUGGGAUUACUAUGCGAAGGAUUGGGUUUGGGAAAUACUGAUGUUCUCAAAGAAAUGUCGUGUUUGGAGGCGAGGAUAAUGGCGGCACAUUAUUAUCCCUAUUGCCCACAACCCGAACUGACGGCCGGGUUGACUUCGCAUUCGGAUCCGGGCGUGCUUACCGUUUUGGUACAGAAUGAGGUCCCCGGUUUGCAGGUGAAGGUUGGAGAGGAGUGGGUGUAUGUGGAGCCAGUGGAGGGUGCUAUCGUGAUCAAUAUUGGUGAUAUACUUCAGAUCAUGUCGAAUGACAAGUACAUAAGUGUGGAGCACAGAGUAUUGGCCAACCCGUGUAAAGAACCUCGCGUAUCUGUGGCAGUUUUCCUCAAUCCGAGCCUAAGAGAUAAAGUAUUUGGACCUUUAUUGGAGCUGUUAUCCGAUGAAAAACCGGCACAUUACCAGCAGUUCACAUUUGCAGAGCGUGCAAGGUGUGGUUCUGCAGAAAAGCUUACGCCUAAAAUGGAGCAGAAAAUUAACAAAGGAGAUGGAUCCAUCGGCGCCGUACCGAUUCAUAGCCAAGUUCGGAAAAUCAGGCAAGAAAUGGAGAAGAUCAAUCACCCGGCGCUCCAGCAGCCGGAGAUUAGACCGGUUGUUCAUGAAAUCGCCCGACAGAAGCGCUCCAGAUCGCCCCUAGGGUUAGCACAGAGGCCGAUCUCCGUUGGCAAUUAA
Molecule: messenger RNA, 1266 nt
Organism: Fraxinus pennsylvanica
Lineage: Eukaryota; Viridiplantae; Streptophyta; Magnoliopsida; Lamiales; Oleaceae
Source: the annotation of a GenBank genome assembly